Symbiodinium pilosum is the source of this 1435-nucleotide messenger RNA. Lineage: Eukaryota; Dinophyceae; Suessiales; Symbiodiniaceae. The record is from the annotation of a GenBank genome assembly.
GACGCAUGGAUUUUGCAGCGCCUUCGCCCCAAGCGAUUUUCUAGCUUCUCGCUCCUCGCUUUCGACCACGCGCAUUAUGUCCGCAGAACUCGCGGCGGAGUUCGCAAGGGUGGCCGAGGAGCAAAUCCCGGCCUUCAUACGGCAAUCCGCUGAUCUGUGGCCUGACGUGUCCGCAAAAAUCCAAACGCAGGCCACCCAGGAGGCGGAAUCGUGGGCACAGGCUUUUGGGGCCAUGUUCACGAUCGACGAAAACACUCCGAAAGAGGUCAUCGCGGUCUUGGCGGGCAUUCCCCGAGACCGCGCGUCAGACCUGGAAACGGAACUUGCUGCACGCUUCGAGGCCUUCUGGUCUCAGCUUCCGGCUCUCGUUCAAGAGGUCUCGGACAAAGAAGCUGUUUGCGCCAAGUGGCGGAUUUCAGACGGCCUGGCCCACAUCACAGCAUUCUUGUCGUCGGGACCCUCUUACCGUUACGUGCCUUUGUACCUGCCGAAGGACGGGGCGCAACGCGAGCUUGCAGCCAAAGUGCUUUCGCCAGAACAGGCGGCGCAAAUUCAGGGGCUUUUCGAGGAGUCGAAGGCUGCGGCUCUAGCAGCGCUCCCGGCCUUGGUGCGGUAUUGGGAUGUCCUGGUCGCAUGGGACGGCGACGGGAGUCUGCAAGCGUCGCCGCCGAAGCGGGUCCGAAUGUCGGACACGAAGCAGGCGUCGGAGUCGCUCGCAAACUCCCCGGCCGCGCGCAGUAAGGACGAAAAGGUUCUGGCUCUCAAGGAUUUGGGUGCGGAACCCGUGUCCAAGGCGCCUAAAUUCAGCCUGGCGGUUUGGGCUGCGUGGUCACCGGGCAAAACCCGCACGGCCAACGUCGGCAAACCAGCGGUGGGCAAGCCAGGUAACAACCAGGUUUUCACGGCAAUCGUGCACGAUGGCACCGGCAUCGCGCAGCUUGAGGGGUGGGGACAGCAAGCUGUGGCGUUGGCAGAGCGACUUCGGUCGGUGGGCGAUCGACUUGGCGAGGUUCGUUUGGAUAUCGUGGCUCGAGUGCAAGGGGUGGUGCCGCUUGGCAAAACGACGCUCGGCUUCGAGAAGAAGCUGAUGUACGCCCCGGAGUCGAGCAUCCAAUUUGCCGACGUGGGCCCGCCUGCGCUGGACCCAUCUGUGUUCCCGCUGGGUACCGUGGGGGAGGCUGAGAACCUUCAGGUCACAAACUACAGCGGCCAGUAUUUGUCGGAUCGCGGCAACACAUUGGCAUCGUUGACCCUGAUCGACGCCACGGGUGGCACCCUCGACGUGACGUUGACGGGCCGACAUGCGGAGCUGGAUAUGGAGGACGGGAAGACUCUGGCGGUUUUUUUCGGGGUGGUCAAGACGCCGGUCUCGUCGCGGGCAGAGAGCUCAAAGACAUUGUGGCUGUACGACGAGAGCCACCUCGUCGUUCUCUGA